Molecule: messenger RNA, 207 nt
Organism: Rotaria sp. Silwood2
Lineage: Eukaryota; Metazoa; Rotifera; Eurotatoria; Philodinida; Philodinidae
Source: the annotation of a GenBank genome assembly
AUGAUUUAUAUGGUUUUGAUCAUCGCAUUUUUGAUGACAUCCUGCAAUGCAGGCAGCGCUCUAGAACGGCUGGUGCGACAGACACGAGGAAUGUGUAAUAUUGCUUAUGCUGCUUGUUGUCUUAUUAAUCAUAACAGUGAUGCUAAGUGUUGUGGUGAUCGUCCAUGUUGUCCUUGGGCUAAUUGUGCCACUUAUGCUGGACGUUAA